AUGUCACCUGCUGCUCUUGCCGAGAUGCAGCCAGAUCCACAACAUGAUCAGCUUCAGGCCGUGGGCAAGGCCUUUGAUGCUUUACUACUAACCGUUUAUCGACUUACUCACAGACAAAAUGAGAUGUUCCAGCACAUGGAUAAGGUCUUCAAGGAGUACUCCGAUGUUAUAGAAACACUGCCUCCUCAAGAUAGACCUCCUGCACUGGACAUUCAUACCAAACUGCUUGCGCAGCAAGAAGAAUACCGUCAGGGCCUCGUACACAGCAAGCCUCGGGUGGAGGAACAACCGUUGAAUUCCAGAGAUGUAAUCAAGACCCUCGUUGCACACCAAAAUGUAGACGAAAAUACCACUGCGGCCAUCAAGGACGGGGUCAAAGGCUGCAAGUCUCUGCUCCGUUCGCAAGAUGGCCUAUCUCAAAGAUCCAAUUCCUGCAUCCUUGCGCGGGUUCCUUCCCCACCACCUGCGCUGGAGAAAGACUUCACCACAAACGGUACCCAGGGAAACCUGCAUUGCCCAUUUUCCAAACCGAAUAAGAUGCAGAACGGAAGUGAGAUCCCCAGUGGGAGAAGCUCUGCUCCAAAGAUCCAGAUUGACUCCACCUGCGGGCAUGAGCAUCUCGAUCCUAUCAAAGCAGAGCUGGAGGACCGACGCUCUAGCCAUACUCCAUCCGCUCCCUCAUCUAAAGGCGCCUGUCCCGUCUCUCGAUGCCCAAUCCGAUUCCUGGACCAACACUCUCCAGAAGAAAUCGCUGAAUAUGUGGAACGACACAAACAUGAAAUCCCGCGGAGCCAUGCCAUCUGCGUCAACCGAUACCAACGCAACCCACAGAACAUGCGACACCUGGACGCUAAGUAUGGCGGGCUGACUAGCAUGAUCGCCGGCCUAGGAGUCAAACAUCAAGCGUUCUUGCCCGACUGCCAAAACGGGGAGGGCAAGUCUUCAACCUCCGCGUCUACACAACGUGUUGAGAAAUGGGCUGAGAACGUGGACCCGGAGACACCUGGAGCUCCUAAUAAUGAAGCUCCUGAUCAUGAUGAUGAUGACAAUCGUCAGAGUCACUUCGACCGUCCACUCCGCGAAGUUCGUGUGGGUGAAUCUCCGAGCAGGCCUUGGGGUAUCUCAGUACCAGUCACACACCUUCCUCCUGCUUCAGUGCCGACCUCCGGCCUGGCCCCUGGACCCAUUUCGACCGAUCAAUUCAAUACUUCACCCGAGAAGUCCGCCGACGUCGCUGACACCGGUGUUGAUGUUCCAGCCAAGCCUGCCGGGCGUUGUCCCUUUGGCCACGGGGCCCAGAAGCCAGCUGAACACCCCAAGACUGAGCCCGAAGGACCCUGGAAAGACUGGGCAAAGGAAUGGCCCAAGAAUGACAAGGGCCCAUCUACAGAUGAGACAACUGCUCCUCCUAUCCCUGCUCCUGCCAGCGAAGACCCGACUACCAAACCCGAUCUCCCUUCCACCACCUCCGUUCCCUCUCACAUCACUUUCAAUGGUCCCGUCUUCUUUGGGUAUUCCGCCGAACAGACCGCCAGCUUUAUGCAACAGCUUGGCAACCUGGGCAAAUCGUGA
Molecule: messenger RNA, 1572 nt
Organism: Penicillium nucicola
Lineage: Eukaryota; Fungi; Ascomycota; Eurotiomycetes; Eurotiales; Aspergillaceae
Exons: 2
Coding region: 1-1572 (523 amino acids)
Source: RefSeq, a predicted model, not a curated record